This is a messenger RNA of Triticum dicoccoides, 1168 nucleotides long. Its product is annotated as ATP synthase delta chain, chloroplastic-like. Lineage: Eukaryota; Viridiplantae; Streptophyta; Magnoliopsida; Poales; Poaceae. The transcript has a single exon. The record is from RefSeq and is a predicted model, not a curated record. Gene Ontology annotation, molecular function: proton-transporting ATP synthase activity, rotational mechanism. Gene Ontology annotation, biological process: proton motive force-driven ATP synthesis. The coding region runs from base 191 to 841 and encodes 216 amino acids.
CAGCUGUGGCCACCAGCAGCAGCUAGCUCCUAUCAGUAUCAGUAUCAGUAUCAGUAUCAGUAUCACCACCACAGCCCCCUGCUCCGGCAUCGCGCCCGGCACUCCCCGCUUCAAAACCCCGAUUCUUGUUGGCUUCUCUCGUCGCCCGACCGACCCCCAGUAGGCAGUAGCCACCCACCCAGCCGCGGCAAUGAACAUCUUGAACCAGCCCAUCGGCCCCGGCGGCGCCCACGCGGUGGCCUUCCCGGCCGGCGCCGCCGCCAAGGACGGCAUGCCGGCGUCGCUGCGCUUCGACGUCGGCCCCAGCACCGCCCACCGCGCCCCAAGGCGGCAGGCGCAGACGCUGCUUCGGGCCAGCAGCAGUAGCUACGUCGGCGCCGGGCACGCGGACGAGGCCGCCCUCCAGAGCGCGGCGGAGCAGCAGAAGGGGGCCGUGGUGCCGCCGUUCCAGCCGGUGACGCUCAACUUCCUGCGCUCGCUGCUGGACAGGGACAGCAUGACGUCCAUCGCGGAGGAGGGCGGCGAGGGCGCGGGCGUGGCCGCCGCCGCGCCCCCGCUGCACGCGCUGCGCGUGGUGGUGUCCUCCGCCGUGGCGCUCGACGCGCGCCAGACCGAGCUCAUCGCGCGCAAGAUGCGCCGGAUCACCGGCUUCGUCAACCUCGCCAUCGAGAACGUGGUGGAGCCGUCGCUCAUCGCCGGCUUCGUCGUCUGCUACGGCCUCGACGACUCGCACACCAUCGACCUCAGCGUCCGGGGCCGCCUCGCCGCGCUCAAGAACCGCGUCGACUCCUCCGACCUCGACGACCGCCUGCACCCGCGGACGCCCGCGCCGCUCCAUUGAUCCACCCGUCAAUUAUACCCAUAGUUCCACACACAACACAUACCGCGCGCACCACCACUUCGCCGUGCUUGCCGCGAGUUCAUUCACGUCGUCCGCCAUAUCUCCAUGCCAUGCAUGAUGAACUCUAUACAGACUAAGAUGGAUCGACUGCAAGUUCGUCGCCGACGACAACAGUUUUGCUAUGUAACGUUGUUGUAAAUUGUGAGGCACUUGACUAGCUUCUGCUAUUAUGUUUGUACCAAGUGUACUGUAAUACUGCUAUGGUACUGUACAAGCUGCAGAUUGUAAUUCUAUGCGAGGUUCAGGGUUACAUACUCUGUAAUCCCA